Messenger RNA from Tetrapisispora phaffii CBS 4417, 1479 nucleotides. RefSeq names its product tetrahydrofolate synthase (gene MET7). Gene Ontology annotation, cellular component: cytoplasm; mitochondrion; cytosol. Gene Ontology annotation, molecular function: ATP binding; tetrahydrofolylpolyglutamate synthase activity. Gene Ontology annotation, biological process: tetrahydrofolylpolyglutamate biosynthetic process. The transcript has a single exon. The record is from RefSeq and is a predicted model, not a curated record. NCBI's taxonomy places the organism in Eukaryota, Fungi, Ascomycota, Saccharomycetes, Saccharomycetales, Saccharomycetaceae. Bases 1 to 1479 code for a protein of 492 amino acids.
AUGAAAUUAACCUCUCCAAUAGCAAUGGGUGUUAGAACUUAUCAAGAUGCUGUUAAGAAGUUGAAUUCGUUGCAAUCUAAUUAUGCUACUAUAAUGGCCAUUAGACAAUCAGGAAACUCAAAGAAUAAAAUGGCCAUUUUGGAGAUGCAAGAAUGGACAAAAAGAAUUGGGUAUUCCAUUUCAGAUCUAGAUAACUUGAAUAUGAUCCAUAUAACCGGCACAAAAGGUAAAGGAUCCACAGCUGCUUUUACAGAUUCAAUUCUAAGUCAGUACAGAGAUUCCUUACCCAAAAUUGGUUUAUUCACAUCUCCACAUUUGAAAUCUGUUAGAGAAAGAAUUAGAAUUAACAGUGAACCAAUAGAUGAGAUGAAAUUUACUAAAUAUUUUUUCGAAGUUUGGGAUAAACUAGAGAGUACUCAAUCAUCGACAGAGAAGUUUCCUAAUAUGAUCAAGGGUGCAAAACCAGCUUAUUUUAAAUAUUUAACGCUAUUAUCUUUUCACAUAUUUUUACAAGAAGGAGUUAAAGGUUGUAUCUAUGAAGUUGGUGUUGGUGGUGAAUAUGAUAGCACUAACAUAGUAUCAAAACCUGUUACUUGUGGUGUUUCUUUACUUGGAAUUGACCAUACUUUUAUGCUAGGAAAUACAAUUGAAGAGAUUGCAUGGAAUAAAGGUGGAAUUUUUAAAACAAACGCACCUGCAUAUACAAUCAGUAACCAACCACAAGCGGGUUUACAGGUGUUACACGAAAGAGCCAAAGAACGUUCAACCACUCUGACAGUUUUGCCUAAUUUUUUUCAAUUAGAAAAUAUAAAAUUAGGUAUAGAUGGUAAAUUUCAACUUGCAAAUGCAUCAUUAGCAGUGGGACUUUCAUCGCAAUUCUUAUCAAAAAUGGAGAUUGAAAACAUCAAACCUAUAUCUGCGCGUGAUGCAACUAUUCCUGCUAAAUUUAUCAAGGGACUUAAAGCUAGUAGAUGGGAAGGUCGUUGUCAAACUUUAAAAGAGAAUGGUAGAAACUGGUAUAUCGAUGGGGCACAUACAGCUGAUAGUAUUAAUGCAGCCUCGGAAUGGUUUAAAGAUAUAGCGAUUAAGUCACCAAACAAAAAAGUAUUGCUAUUUAAUCAGCAGGCAAGAGAUGCUAAAGCUCUGGUAAAUUACAUUCAUGAGAAAUUAUACCCAGAAAUACAAUUUGAUGAGGUUAUAUUUACUUCUAAUGUUACAUGGAAAUCUGGAGCAUAUAGUAGUGAUUUAGUCUCUAUGAAUGAAGCGAAGGAGGAAGUUGAUAUGUUAACAGUCCAGAAAGCAUUAGCAGAAGAAUGGAAAUCAUUUGAUGACAAGUCUAAAGUUCACGUUUCAUCUGAUAUUGAAUCAGCAUAUGAGUUGAUUGAUAAUCUUAAAAUAAAUUCAAACGAAAUUGAUAUAUUCGUAACAGGUUCAUUACAUCUAGUAGGUGGUUUAUUGGUAGUAUUUGAUGGGAAAUAG